Molecule: messenger RNA, 1185 nt
Organism: Lobosporangium transversale
Lineage: Eukaryota; Fungi; Mortierellomycota; Mortierellomycetes; Mortierellales; Mortierellaceae
Product: uracil-DNA glycosylase-like protein
Exons: 3
Coding region: 1-1185 (394 amino acids)
Biological process (GO): base-excision repair, AP site formation
Molecular function (GO): mismatch base pair DNA N-glycosylase activity
Source: RefSeq, a predicted model, not a curated record
AUGAAACGACUGCUGGAUCUGUAUCCGGCCAAGGUCAAGAAACGAAACCCUGGUUAUUCUGCACCUUCAGUAUAUGCACAUCUGUCAUAUGUCCCAGAUAUUAUCGAUUACGACCUGGAUGUCCUAUUCGUAGGCAUCAAUCCAGGAGUUAAAAGCAGUGAACGAAGCCGUCAUUUUGCAGGCCCAACAAACCACUUUUGGCCAUGUCUAUCUGAGAGUGGACUCCUUCCUCCUGGCGUCACUAUGAGACCUGAAGACGAUCGUUCUUUACCCAUCAUUGCCAACAUGGGCUUGACCAACCUAGUGGAUCGUCCCUCUCGUAUGGGGAAUGAGCUUUCCGAAACUGAAUGUCGUGCGGCUGCACCGACCCUGACAGCCAAGAUCAAGAAGUAUCGACCUCGGUUUGUCUGUUUUAUUAGUAAACAAGCCUGGGAUAUGUAUGCUGGUGUCGGUCUAGGCCUUCAAACGGCCUGGGUAAGCUGGUAUGAUGAACCAGAAGACCAAAUGCUCCUUGGCAUGGACCAUGGCCAUAACCAUGGUAAUAGCAAUGGUAGUAGAAGGAGUCAUUCAGUCCAGGACAACCUGGAUUCUCAAGGAUAUCGUCUAGCACCAUUCUUUGAAAGAGGUCCAAGCCUCGAUAAGAUAAAACGUGAAUUAGAAGCACAAGGAGUACCUUUCCAACUCAAGCGAGAGUUGUCAGAGACCAAGGACGAUGGGAUCAAGUCGGAGCCAUCUGAGGACAAGAAGACCAAUGAAUUGAUGCAUGUCAAAAAGGAACCACGGGAUGAGGACAAGAUAAAAACCGAGAUUAAAGAAGAGCCUGAACUUUCGACUAUGAAGAUGGAAAUCGAUACAAAGGACGGGAGUGAGCACGUGGAACUGAAGGCUGAUCACGCUCAUGUCAGAAGCGAGGGCAAAGGCAAAGGCAAAGGCAAAAGCAAAAGCGAAAGUGAAAGCAGAGAAGAAAUGGGGCGGUCACGAUUAGAUGCUAGUGGGUCUCUGGACUCUAGAUCAACUAUGAAUAGGGGUGCAGUUCGAGGUAGUCGUAUGUUUGUGAUACCGAGCACGAGUGGGCGCGUGACACACUACAAGAAAGAAGACAAGCUAGCGUAUUUCAAGCAGCUGGCUGAAUUAGUUCGUCAAGACCGACGAAUGCGUGGUGUAAAAGACCCAUGGGACAAGUAA